Molecule: messenger RNA, 1008 nt
Organism: Salmo salar (Atlantic salmon)
Lineage: Eukaryota; Metazoa; Chordata; Actinopteri; Salmoniformes; Salmonidae
Gene: hoxc1ab
Product: homeobox protein HoxC1ab
Biological process (GO): regulation of transcription by RNA polymerase II
Cellular component (GO): nucleus
Molecular function (GO): DNA-binding transcription factor activity, RNA polymerase II-specific; RNA polymerase II cis-regulatory region sequence-specific DNA binding
Source: RefSeq, marked provisional
UCCAAUGAUUAUGCGUAGGUGAUAAUGAAUUUGUAUCAACAGUUAACGUGCGAUGGGGAGAGUAGCGCUCUGUUCGCAGGGGGAUACCGACCAAGGGAGAUCAGGAUAGGUGACUUGGACCAGAUCAUUUCUCCAGAACUUGGAGCUGGCAAUGAGGGUAACUCUUUAUCAGAGGGUGACACGGGAUAUUCAUUACAACACAGUUACCCGUCUUUCUCCGGUGCCAAUUCUGCAACCGACUGCACCGUUACUCAGCUCCCAGUCUACUCAGGCUCGAGCAGCUCUCCUCUGACACAGAGUCAGGGCUUUUCAACCACGCCACCGGCCUGCCUUCACUACUCUCGUCUCCCCUCCUACCACCGGGUGCAGGAACACGACUUCCCGGGACUUGGGUACUCCUCUUCCACACACAUCACCGGGACUGAGGCGCUGGCGCACGCUGAAUUCGGGUCUAUAAAUGCGCACAUUAAAAUCUACACUCAUGAUGGGUCAAAUGUUCACUUUGCUGUUGUGGACAGUAGCUCUCCCUCCGACCCCAAGUGUAAGGUAGCUGAACUCAGUCACAGGAGCAAAACUUUUGAUUGGAUGAACGUGAAGAAGAGAAGUCAAGCUCGGACGGCCAAGAUGCACAUGGCCUGUGGAUUAAGUUUAGUCGCUCCGGGCGUCAGUAUGGACAGAGGAGGUGGAGGUAACCCCAGCAUUCCCACCGAUGGGCAUCAUAUUACCGCUAACGGGGUACUAAGGACCAGUUUCACCACCAAACAGCUCACAGAGCUCGAGAAGGAGUUCCACUUCAACAAGUACCUGACGCGCGCCAGACGCGUGGAGAUCGCGAGCGCCCUGCAACUGAGCGAGACGCAGGUGAAGAUUUGGUUCCAGAACCGGCGCAUGAAACAGAAGAAAUUAAUGCGCGAGGGCCUUCUCCCGGUGGCCCUCCCGUUCCUCGAGCUGCUCAGAAAGCUCACGCUCCAACAGCCUGGACACUUAUUCCUCUCCUGGACAACUUGA